CAGUCAACUGUCAAAACAUCGUGAGUGAGCGUGCGCGUGGUAAUUUUCAUUUUUCAUUCAAUUUUGAGCACAGAAAUUGUUUUAUUUUUAUUAAAACAGCAACGUACUCAAAUUUUAUGCUACAUAAGCUUUGAGGUGUUUAAUGAACAUGGAAAACCCCGAUAGUGAUGAAGAAAAACACGAACCCGGACCGGUAGAAAACGCCUGGUCAAUGAAAAUUCCCAAAUUUACUCCAGAAGAUAAUCCACAUGGCUUGUUGGAAGAAAGUAAAUUUGCAACACUAUUUCCUAAAUAUCGGGAACAGUAUUUAAAGGAAUGUUGGCCUUUAGUUCAGAAGGUUUUGAAGGAGCACUAUAUUGUUGCCGAGUUAGAUCUUAUUGAAGGCAGUCUGACAGUGAAAACGACUCGAAAAACUUGGGACCCCUAUAUCAUUAUUAAGGCUAGAGACCUAAUGAAAUUACUGUCCAGAAGUGUUCCAUUUGAACAAGCAGCAAGAGUUCUCGAAGAUGAGAUUGGGUGUGACAUUAUAAAAAUUAAUUCCUUUGUAAGAAAAAAAGAAACAUUCUUGAAGAGAAGGCAACGCUUAAUUGGACCGAAUGGAGUGACAUUGAAAUCUAUUGAAUUAUUGACUGAAUGCUAUGUACUUGUACAAGGCAACACUGUUUCAGCUGUGGGCCCAUAUAAAGGUCUAGUGCAAGUGAGGAGAAUAGUGGAAGACACAAUGAAGAAUAUUCACCCUAUGUACAACAUAAAAAGCUUAAUGAUAAAGAGAGAACUUAUGAAAGAUCCUAAUUUAAAAAAUGAAAGUUGGGAUAGGUUUUUGCCCAAAUUCAAAAGCAAAAAUGUUCCACGAAAACAACCAAAGAAGAAAGUUAUCAAAAAGCCUUACACACCAUUCCCACCUCCACAACCUGAAAGUAAAAUUGACAAAGAAUUGGCAACCGGUGAAUACUUCCUCAAGGAUGAUCAGAAGAAAGCUAAACGGCGCCAUGAAAAAGAAGAAAAACAAGCCAUUGCUAAAAGAGCAAAACAAGAACAAAGGCAAAAAGAAUUUAUACCGCCUAAAGAGAAACCAGUUGAUACUCCGAAAACUGAUCAAGGUGUGGACAUUAAGCAACUAAAAGCUAAAAUGAAGAAGUUCUCUAAACAACAUAAAUCACUUAAGAAAAAUAAUGUAAAUAAUGAAUAAAAAUUCAUAAAUACUG
Molecule: messenger RNA, 1205 nt
Organism: Ostrinia nubilalis (European corn borer)
Lineage: Eukaryota; Metazoa; Arthropoda; Insecta; Lepidoptera; Crambidae
Gene: dbe
Product: KRR1 small subunit processome component homolog
Exons: 1
Coding region: 143-1189 (348 amino acids)
Cellular component (GO): nucleolus; small-subunit processome
Molecular function (GO): RNA binding
Source: RefSeq, a predicted model, not a curated record